Molecule: messenger RNA, 3975 nt
Organism: Talpa occidentalis (Iberian mole)
Lineage: Eukaryota; Metazoa; Chordata; Mammalia; Eulipotyphla; Talpidae
Gene: CSF1R
Product: colony stimulating factor 1 receptor
Exons: 21
Coding region: 175-3066 (963 amino acids)
Biological process (GO): osteoclast differentiation; cytokine-mediated signaling pathway; positive regulation of kinase activity
Cellular component (GO): signaling receptor complex; CSF1-CSF1R complex
Molecular function (GO): cytokine binding; macrophage colony-stimulating factor receptor activity; ATP binding
Source: RefSeq, a predicted model, not a curated record
CUAAAAGGGGAAGAAGAGGAUCUGCCCAAGGAGGAGGAAGAAGAGGAAGACAAGUCAAAACAGCCUGUGUAGCAGAGAGGGACGUAUGUCCAGCGGUCUUGGUCCCUAACCAGCUGGGAGCCCAGCGCCCUGCUACCCUCCAGCGCUGCAUCAACCUGCGCCUCCUCUGAGGCCAUGGGCCCAGGAGUACUGCUAAUCCUGCUAGUGGCCGCAGCUCAGCAUGCUCGAGGGGCCCCGGUGAUAGAGCCCAGCGGCCCUGAGUUGGUCGUGGAGCCAGGCACAGCAGUGACCCUGCAAUGUGUGGGCAACAGCAGAGUGAAGUGGGAAGGCCCCAUCUCCCCCAGCUGGACCCUGGACCAUGCCUCCGUCAGCAGCACUAUGACCACCACCAAUGCCACCUUCCAAAACACGGGGACCUAUCGCUGCACAGAGACUGGAGACCAGUUUGGGGGCAGCACCGAGAUCCACCUCUACGUCAAAGACCCUCUUCAUCCCUGGAGGCUGCUGGCAGAGGAGGUGACUGUGUGGGAAGGUCAGGACGCGCUGCUGCCCUGCCUGCUCACCAACCCAGCGCUGGCAGGCAACGUCAAGCUGUUCCGGACACGCCAGCGAGCGGUCAAUAGCCAAACCAACUACUCCUUCUCACCCUGGGAUGGCUUCACCAUCCACAAGGCCAAGUACACUGAUAGCAAGGACUACGAAUGCAGCAUUUGGGUAGGCAACACGUGGAUGUCAUCGCUUGGCAUCUCGCUCAGAGUACAGAAAGUCAUCUCAGAGCCUCCAAAAUUGACAAUGGAGCCUGCAGAACUCAUUCGGAUUCAAGGAGAGUCUGCCCAGAUCGUGUGCUCAGCCAGCAACGUUGAUAUUAAUUUCGAGAUCUUCCUCCAGCAGGGAGGCACCAAGCUCACAAUUAAUCAAAAAACCGACUUUGUUGAAAAACGUUACCAAAAAAACCUGACCCUCAACCUCGAUCACGUAGACUUCCAAAAUGCUGGCAACUACUCCUGCGUGGCCUCCAAUCCCCAGGGCAUCAGCUCCAUCUCCAUGGCCUUCCGGGUGGUAGAGAGUGCCUACCUGUACUUGACCUCUGAGCAGAACCUCGUCCAGGAAGUAACUGUGGGUGAGAAGCUUGACCUCAUAGUCCAGGUGGAGGCCUACCCGGCCCUGCAAGCUUUUAACUGGACCUACCUGGGACCCUUCUCUGACCACCGGCCUAAACUCAAUUUUGAUAUCAGGCAGGACACAUACAGAUACACCUCCACCCUCUCCCUGCCUCGACUGAAGCCCUCUGAAGCCGGCCGCUACUCCUUCCUGGCCCAAAAUGCCGGAGGCUGGAAGGCCCUCACCUUUGAGCUCACCCUUCAAUACCCCCCAGAGGUCAGAAUCACGUGGAUCUCCAUCAAUGGUUCUAAGGCCCUACUUUGUAAUGCCUCUGGGUUCCCCCAACCCAACGUGACCUGGCUGCAGUGCCAGGGCCACAGUGAAAGGUGUGAUGAGGCCCAAGGACAGGUCAUGGAGAGCUCAUACUCCAAGGUCCUGAGCCAGGAGCCCUUCCACAAGGUGACUGUACAGAGCCUGAUGGCCCCUGAGACCUUGGAACACAACAAGAUGUACGCGUGCAGGGCCCACAACAGUGUGGGGAACAACUCCCAGGCCUCCUGGCCCAUCAGCACAAGCUCAUCUGUGCAGCAAUCCGAGGAGGCCCUCUUCACGCCAGUGCUGGUCGCCUGUGUGUCCAUCAUGGCCUUGCUGUUGUUACUGCUGCUGCUGCUCUUGUACAAGUACAAGAAGAAGCCCAAGUACCAGGUGCGCUGGAAGAUCAUCGAGAGCUACGAGGGCAACAAUUACACCUUCAUUGACCCCACCCAGCUGCCCUACAAUGAGAAGUGGGAGUUCCCCCGAAACAACCUGCAGUUCGGUAAGACCCUCGGAGCCGGCGCCUUUGGGAAGGUGGUAGAAGCCACAGCCUUUGGCCUGGGCAAGGAAGAUGCUGUCCUGAAGGUGGCUGUGAAGAUGCUGAAGUCAACGGCCCAUGCUGAUGAGAAGGAGGCCCUCAUGUCAGAAUUGAAGAUCAUGAGCCACCUGGGCCAGCAUGAGAAUAUAGUCAACCUUCUGGGAGCCUGCACGCAUGGAGGCCCUGUCCUGGUCAUCACCGAGUACUGUUGCUACGGCGACCUGCUCAAUUUCCUACGCAGGAAGGCGGAAGCCAUGCUGGGCCCCAGCCUGAGUCUGGGCCCGGACCCAGAGGUGGGCGCGGGCUAUAAGAACAUCCACCUGGAGAAGAAAUAUGUCCGUAGGGACAGCGGCUUCUCCAGUCAGGGCUUGGACACCUAUGUGGAGAUGAGGCCUGUCUCCACGUCUUCUUCAAACGACUCCUUCUCUGAGCAAGACCUGGACAAGGAGGAGGGGCGGCUGCUGGAGCUGCAGGACUUGCUGCACUUCUCUGGUCAGGUGGCCCAGGGCAUGGCCUUCCUCGCUUCCAAGAACUGCAUCCACCGAGACGUGGCGGCCCGGAAUGUGCUGCUGACCAGUGGGCAUGUGGCCAAGAUUGGGGACUUCGGACUGGCUCGGGACAUCAUGAACGACUCCAACUACAUCGUCAAGGGCAACGCCCGCCUGCCCGUGAAGUGGAUGGCCCCGGAGAGCAUCUUCGAUUGCGUGUACACAGUGCAGAGCGACGUCUGGUCCUACGGCAUCCUCCUGUGGGAGAUCUUCUCACUCGGGCUAAACCCCUACCCUGGCAUCCUGGUGAACAGCAAGUUCUAUAAGCUGGUGAAAGAUGGAUACCAAAUGGCCCAGCCCAUGUUUGCCCCAAAGAACAUAUAUAGCAUUAUGCAGGCCUGCUGGGCCCUGGAGCCCACGCGCAGACCCACCUUCCAGCAGAUCUGCUCCCUGCUGCAGGCGCAGACCCCGGUGGACAGAAGAGAGCAGGACUACGCCAACUUGGCAAGGAGCAGCAGCAGCAGCGAGCCUGAGGAGGAGAGCUCUAGCGAGCACCUGGCCUGCUGUGAGCAAGGGGACGCUGCCCAGCCCCUGCUGCAGCCCAACAACUACCAGUUUUGCUGAGGGGACGACAGCAGCAUUCUCCCUCCUCCAAGCUUCUGUGACCGCCAGAGGGCGCUGUGGACCAACACAGACUCUGCCCUUGGUCGUCUCCACUGCCCAGCCCAGCUCUGAAACUCAGGGAGGACCCCACUUUCAGGAUCUGGGCCAUCACUGCCAGUCAGGGGUGCGGGGCUGGGGCUGAGCCCUCCCCCCACCCCCACGUUCUCAAUGCUGUGGCCUCCUGUCCGCUAUGCCAACUGGGAGAACCCCCAGCUCACCCCCUUAACCUUGUCCCCAAUUCCAGGAGCCCUGUCCCUACUCCCCUCAUGUCUCCAUGGAAACAAACUGGCUUGGAAACUACAAAGCCCCCAGAGACACCCUAGCUUUGAGAAAACAGGGCUCCUGGGCCUUGGCAGAGUGGAAGGACCGCUCCCCUAACACAGCAGAGCGUUUAAAGAGGACAGGUGCCCAGAGACGGUGCUCUACUUGGGCUCUUGGAGCAGGGGGGCUCCUUGGCAAGAAGCCCCCAUCUCUGCCUACGGCCUUCCCUCCCCACCACACCAGCCCUGGACCUGGUAUGCUGUAAUGAACAGGUGGCAGCUAAAAGUUUGGGGUGUUCUGCCCAGUCCCCCAUCAUCCUGAGCUGGAAGGCAGGCAACCUGUGUGGCUGGCCACACCAAGCAGCAUGCACCCCCAAGUUGACUCACAACUAACAGUGACACUGCGGGACGUUCAUCAGCAUUAAACUAACAGCAUUAACACAGCCGGCCUCUGGUUCUUUGCGCCGCUUGCGGGCCUGAGGCCUCCCCACACCCGUGACCCGCUGGUACAGUGCGCAUGCACUUGACUCGCUUCACCAAAAUCAGAUAAUUUAAUAAAUUUUAUUCUUGUCGGGGGAAGUGAGAGGGGAAAAAAGCCACCUACUCUGCU